AUGUCGACCAUCUUCACCAGACAAGAGGGACCUCCCACACCGCCACAAGAGGGUAAAGUGCAGACCGUUCAGGUACAUGCGUUGCAAGCUGGCCAUUUGACCCUGCCGGAACGCUUCUUCGUCAAUCCCGCAGAUGAAACUGCAAGGCGGACAGUGCCGUCUCUUGCGUUCCUGAUCCAGCACCACGACCCCGAGACCGGCCAUACAUCCCGAAUUUUGCUCGACUUGGGAAUUCGAAGGAGCGUUUCACGGUACCCGGAGCCUAUCCAAAACCAUAUCGCUACUCGUCAGCCGUUGACAACCGACCCUGAUGUGACGAAAAGUUUGGCCGCUGGAGGUUUGACUCCCGAGGACAUCGAUUACGUGAUCUAUUCCCAUGUACAUUGGGACCAUGUUGGAGAGCCAAGGGACUUUGAGAAGAGCACGUUCGUGGUAGGCAACGGCGCGCUUGAGUUGCUUAGCGGCUCAUCCGCUUCGCUGCGCGGCAGCCAUUCGUUCUUCGAGUCCGAUCUCCUUCCAGAAGCUAGGACCAUUGAGCUUCGGAAUCCAUAUGAGACCGACUCACCAAGUUCAAGCCAAGAUUUGGCAAAGAUGACCACUGGUCCCAACUUUCACCAAUCAUGGAGACCCCAAGGACAUCUCCCUAGAGUCCUUGACAUUUUCAACGAUGGCAGUGUGCUUAUCGUUGAUGCGCCUGGCCAUCUACCAGGCCAUAUCAACAUUCUCGCCAAGACUGGGCCUGUGUCAAGCGUCUACCUUGCUGGCGACGCGUGCCACGAUCGGAGGAUCAUGCGCAAGGAGCGAGAGAUUGGAGAGUGGAGCGAUGCCGAAGGUCAUAUUUGCUGCAUUCACGGUGACAAGAAGGUCGCGGAACAAACCAUUGAACACAUCCGCCAAUUGGAGAAGCAGGGCGUUGAAGUCAUUUUCGCACAUGAUGUCGAGUGGGAAGAGAAUCCUCAAAAUGCGGGAAGGUUCUUCGGUAGCAAGUAG
This is a messenger RNA of Cyphellophora europaea CBS 101466, 990 nucleotides long. RefSeq lists its product as uncharacterized. Bases 1 to 990 code for a protein of 329 amino acids. The transcript has 2 exons. The record is from RefSeq and is a predicted model, not a curated record. NCBI's taxonomy places the organism in Eukaryota, Fungi, Ascomycota, Eurotiomycetes, Chaetothyriales, Cyphellophoraceae.